AUAAAAAUUCCGGAUUUUCCCGUUCUCAGGCUCUGCUGCGGCUGCUCCGAGGGCGGAAUUUGGGCUCGGCCAUCGUUUACUGCACGCGCCGGGAGGAGAGCGAGCGGCUGGCGGCGCUGAUCCGCCGGGAAUUCCCGGGAAUUCCGAGCCCUCAACGCCCGGAAAACAACGGGAAAAAACAGAGGAAAGGGAAAAAUGAGGAAUUUUGGGUUUCGGCCGCGUACCACGCCGGGCUGGCGCCCCGGGAACGGCGGAAAAUCCAACGGGAUUUCAUGGAAAACCGGAUCCGGGUGCUUUGUGCCACCAUUUCCUUCGGGAUGGGGUUGGAUAAAUCCGAUAUCCGGGGAAUUGUUCAUUACAACAUUCCCGGGAAUCUGGAGAGCUACGUGCAGGAAAUCGGGAGAGCCGGAAGGGACGGAAAACCCGCCUGGUGCCACCUGUUCCUGGAGCCAGAGGGUCAGGAUCUUCUGGAAUUACGCCGUCACAUCCAUGAGAAUUCCGUGGAUUUUUUGGCUGUCAAAAUUUUGAUCCAAAGGGUUUUUGCUCCUUGUAAAUGCCUGGAAAUCCAUGGAAAAAACCAGGAAAAUUCCAAGGAAAUCUCAGAAUUCCCAAAAAAUUCCCGGAUCUGCCGCGGUCACGAGCGCUCCAUCCCCAUCCAGGAAUUGGUGGAAACCUUGGAUCUUCGGGAAGAGGGUGAAAAAUUAAGAAUCAACCCCUAAAAUUCCACUCCCAGAUCCCCAAAAUCCAAUUUUUUCCAAUUUUUUCCUGCCUGCCUCCCAAAUUUCCUUCAAAUUCCUCAACUUUCUGCAAUUUCUUCCCCAAUUUUUCCCCAAGUUUCCCAAAAUUCCCCAAUUUUUUUCUUAA
Molecule: messenger RNA, 864 nt
Organism: Cyanistes caeruleus (blue tit)
Lineage: Eukaryota; Metazoa; Chordata; Aves; Passeriformes; Paridae
Source: RefSeq, a predicted model, not a curated record